AUGUCGGCGGAGAGCCAGCGAUGUCUGUGCGUUGUGGUGCUUCUCAUACAUACAGUCACAGGCGCUGGUGAAGGCUCAUCAUCACCACCUACUUCAUCAUCAUCUCCCACGCUGAAGCCUGAACACAACGAGCUGACUGUCACCUUUCCACCUCUGGAAGAUCUGUAUAACAACACUCCUGAGAAACACUUCGGCACUGAAAAUAAUACGGUUGUAACCUCGCAGACUGGAUCCACUGCUUUGCUUCCGUGUGUCAUCAGAAAUAUUGGAGAUGGAAUUGUAUCUUGGAUUAGAAGAAAAGAUUAUCAUCUCUUGACUGUUGGGUUGACUACGUACAGCUCGGAUCAGAGAUUUCAAGCCAUACAUCUCCAGCAUUCAGAGGAUUGGACGCUAAAGGUCCGUUUCGUCCAAAAACGUGAUGCAGGAAUCUACGAGUGCCAAGUAUCGUCUCAUCCGCCCACUAGCAUAUUCUUACGCCUCGAUGUAGUUGAGGCGCGAGCACAAAUCUCUGGGCCUACAGACAAAUACCUGAAGCCCGGGUCUACUCUUAGACUACAAUGUUCUGUUGUGCAGACAACCGAAGCCCCAGCAUUUGUUUUCUGGUACCACAACAGUAGAAUGAUAAAUUACGACAUCGAGAGAGGUAUCAAUGUGACCACAGACCCUGCACAGAGACUGUCCGAUCUUCUCAUACCAGCUGCCAGUGUAUCGCACGCUGGGAAUUACACUUGCGUUCCCAAUAACGCAGUACCAGCCAGUAUAUGUGUCCAUAUAUUUAAUGAUGAGAACCCGGCGGCAAUGCAGUCCUCAUCGCCAAGUUUCAUCUCGCACCUCAAUUCCUACAGCAUCUUAUUACCCACACUUACUACACUCCAUCUUAUACGGUGACAAU
Achroia grisella is the source of this 892-nucleotide messenger RNA. RefSeq lists its product as uncharacterized. The transcript has 7 exons. Gene Ontology annotation, biological process: synapse organization. The record is from RefSeq and is a predicted model, not a curated record. Lineage: Eukaryota; Metazoa; Arthropoda; Insecta; Lepidoptera; Pyralidae. The coding region runs from base 1 to 888 and encodes 295 amino acids. Gene Ontology annotation, cellular component: neuron projection membrane.